AUGGCUGCCAAAGUGUUUGAGUCUGUUUGCAAGUUAGGCCUGGCUUUAGCUGUUGCAGAAGGCAUAGUGAACUCAGCCUUGUAUAAUGUGGAUGCUGGGCAUAAAACCAUCAUCUUUGACUGGUUUCUCAGCAUGCAGGACAUUAUGAAUGUCAACAUCACCCUAUUCAUCCUCUUCUGGCUGGUGGUCAGCCAGCUCCUACGCAUCUGUACCAGCAUCAGUGAGAACUACAACAAAUUGGAACAAGCAGCCAUCUUUGGGCUCAUCCUGGAUGACACGUCCCUGAUACAUCUGACCUUCAGGAAGGAGUUCACAGAAGUGGUAGAAGCCAAGCUGGUGGCUCAGCAGGCAGCAAGUGCCAGAUUUGUGGUGGAGAAGGCCAAGCAGCAGAAAAAGGCAGCCAUCAUCUAUGCAGAAGACGAUUCCAAGGUGGCUGAUCUGACUACCAACUCACUGGCCACCACAGGGGAGGUCCUGAUAGAGCUGCACAAGCUAGAAGUGUUAGGGUCUGGAGUUGAAGGAUGA
This is a messenger RNA of Suncus etruscus (white-toothed pygmy shrew), 525 nucleotides long. Its product is annotated as prohibitin 1-like. Lineage: Eukaryota; Metazoa; Chordata; Mammalia; Eulipotyphla; Soricidae. The record is from RefSeq and is a predicted model, not a curated record. Gene Ontology annotation, biological process: mitochondrion organization. Gene Ontology annotation, cellular component: mitochondrion; membrane.